UACUUUAUAAAUAGAGGAUCAAUGCCACUGACAUUCAUCAUCAUCAUCAUCAUCAUCAUCAUCAACAUUCACAACACAUUACACACAAGAAACUACAUACAAAAAAAGAAUGGCCAGUCUUCACAUUCUCUUCUUCAUGUUCAUUACAGGCGGAGUUGCUGUUUCCGCCACCGUCUUCACACUGAAGAACAGUUGUCCUUACACCGUCUGGCCGGCAACUUUCGCCGGCAAAGGCAGCACCCUCGGCGAAGGCGGGUUUCAACUAGAUCCAGGCGCUUCCGUGCAGCUCACGCUUACCAAUGAACCAGGAUGGUCAGGCCGGUUCUGGGGUCGUACCGGCUGCAACUUUGACUCCUCAGGCCACGGCAACUGCGCCACAGGAGACUGCGGCAAUUCCCUAAAAUGCACCGUCACCGGAGCAACUCCCUCCACUCUAGCUGAGUUCACCAUCCAAGGCGACUCCGGCAACGAUUUCUACGACCUAAGCCUCGUCGACGGUUACAACGUCAAGAUGGGGAUAAAGCCCGAAGGAGGAUCUGGAGAGUGCAAGUACACGGGCUGCGUCGCUGACCUCAACGCGGAUUGUCCUGAACAGCUUCGCGUCAUGGAUCCGAACAACGGUGGAAACGUCGUGGGGUGUAAAAGCGCGUGCGCGGCGUUCAACACGGAUGAGUUUUGCUGCAAGGGAGCUCACAAUACUUCUCAAACUUGUUCUCCUACGGAUUACUCGAGGAAGUUCAAGAACGCUUGCCCUACCGCUUAUAGCUACGCUUAUGACGAUGCUUCGAGUACCUUCACUUGUGCUGGAGCUAACUAUGUGAUCACUUUCUGCCCCUGAUUAAAAUUGACCAGAGCUCCGGUUUUAAAUAGAUCGGAUAGCUAGGGUUUUUAUCUAUCUUUUGCUUGCUGUACACGGGAAGAUGAAUAUCUUCUUCCACUUUUUAAAGAUUUUCCUAAGUAUUGAUCAGUUGUUACACUAUAAGCUGUGAUUUGUAUUGUGACAUAUCUUUAAAAAUAAAUAAUUGCAUUACAUACUGUUCUAA
Brassica rapa (field mustard) is the source of this 1043-nucleotide messenger RNA. Its product is annotated as pathogenesis-related protein 5. The record is from RefSeq and is a predicted model, not a curated record. NCBI's taxonomy places the organism in Eukaryota, Viridiplantae, Streptophyta, Magnoliopsida, Brassicales, Brassicaceae.